GUAAGCUGAUUUUUAGCAAACUACUAAUUUUAAUUUUUAACUAGUAGUAUUUGAUAUUGCAUUUAUUUUUAAAUCGAGAAAUUAGGGGUUUGCUAAUCAUGAAGGUGUUGAAAGUGAAGAAGCUUCAAGAGAGUUCCAGCAAGAUGAGAUGUUAUCAGGUUGGAUUCCAUUCUUUCCUUAACCCACUUCUUUGCUCCUUCUUUGAUUCCAUCUCUCCAAUUUCAAACCAAUUCCUUAUUAGGGCUUCCUCUUUACCAAUAAUAAAUUCAGUUUCCGUUGUUCAACAGGUAUGUUCCUUUUCGAUUUCCUCCUAUUUAUACGCCUCUACAUUUCUCUUUCACCGUAGAUGUUUUGAUCUUAUGAAAGUGUGCUGAAGUUAUCUGUUUUUUUCUUUGUCGUAAAAAAUCCGAAUUACCAAUUCUCUCAUAGAUUUAAUAUUAAACAAAUUUGACGACUUACGUUGUGAGCCAUAAGAUUUUCGGAUUAAACAGUUGAUCGCCUGCGGAACCUACCACCACUAAUUUGUCUUGGUUUGAAUAUAUGCCAUGGAUUAGAAUCGAAGCAUCAACAUCCACCAUCGCUGCUUCUACUUUAUGCUGUUUUAUUCUGAUUCUGCUGCGAUUCAGGUUGAAACUGGAGUCAUGACACCAUGAUUGGUCGUUCCACCAUUAAAACCUGUGUGAAACCCUUCGUCCAUCCAAGUGGGCCCAUCAACAGUGUGAUGCCUCAAUCUGCAUCAAGUUCAUGCUGUUUUCAUCUCUCACUCGGAUGUGUGAAACCAAAUCAUGUUGUGAAGACAAACUCCCGCAACUCACUUACUGCAAACCCUAGGAGCAACAACAACAACUGGCAGUUGUUAAGCAUCAAAACUGCUAUGCGAUCCAGAAGCGGGACACAAAAGACACGCUUUGAUCUUUCACUUGGGUCCCGCAGUAUGAACUUUAGGCUUUUAUUUCCAAAACAAGGAAUCAUAUCUAGAAUGAAGUGGAGUUUGGUACCUGGAUCUUGGACACAAGGAUGUGCAUCAGCUGGGGUUGCAAUGGGAUUAGCUGUUUGCAGUUCAAGCUCUGACCCAUCAUAUGCUGAAGCAGAAGAGAAGAAGGAAGAAGACGACUGUAGUUCAUCAAAUACUAACUUUUCACAUGGAAAGCAAGUUCAUACUGAUUAUUCUGUUAUAGGAAUACCGGGAGAUGGGAGAUGUUUGUUUCGGGCUGUUGCUCAUGGAGCUUGUAUACGAUCAGGGAAGCCUGCUCCUAGUGAGAGAAUGCAAAGAGAGUUGGCUGAUGAAUUACGUGCCAGGGUGGCAGAUGAAUUUGUUAAAAGACGGGAAGAAACUGAAUGGUUUAUUGAAGGUGACUUUGAUUCAUAUGUGUCACAAAUGAGGAAGACACAUGUAUGGGGAGGCGAACCUGAAUUACUCAUGGCUUCUCAUGUUCUCAAGAUGCCAAUUUGGGUGUAUAUGAGUGAUGCGGAUUCAGGUGGUCUGAUAUGUAUUGCAGAAUAUGGUGAUGAAUACAAGAGUAAGAAUAAUAGUAGUAGUAGUAAUAAGAAAGAUGAUCCGAAUCCAAUCAGAGUGUUGUACCAUGGUUUUGGUCAUUAUGAUGCUUUGCAUAUCCCCACUCCUCCUCCUAAAAAGGAUUCCCGAUCCAGACUGUAAAAUUAUUAUUCCGACUUAAUGUUGUUACACAAGUCUAACUGUAACAUCAAUAUCCAUAAAAAGAAAUAGGUUUAAUAUUUACUGAUUAUUUGUUUAUUUAUUUAUUAAAGAAAGAGUGAUGAGGAACUGUUGAUCUUUUUUCUUUAGACAUAUCAUGAAGCAAUAAUUUGAGUAUGUAUUGCGUUCUCC
Molecule: messenger RNA, 1846 nt
Organism: Lactuca saligna
Lineage: Eukaryota; Viridiplantae; Streptophyta; Magnoliopsida; Asterales; Asteraceae
Source: the annotation of a GenBank genome assembly